GUGAUGACGUCAUAAAAAGGGCGGCUCUGACCGGAAGUGCAAAGUCUCGCUUCGUCUCCUAAACGCAACAAACAUCUUUUCGCCUUCAAUUCUUUUCAUUUCCACCGAUUUCAGUCUGCAGGAACUCAUCGUAAAAGGCAGGAUGUCUUUGACCAUGACACGAUCUGAUGGGGUCACCGUCAUGACGCUGACCUCCGACCCCAAGAGUCGUUGGCCUCCACUCUGCCAGAUCCUGUGCGGGCUGUGCUACAGCCCCUUCUGCUGCUCAGUGUCCCAGCACCUCAGGGCGGCCAUGGGGACGUCCCAGUCCACACUCGGGGCGCUUCAUAUAAUGGUGGGCUUGCUCCACAUCGGCCUGGGAACCAUCCUCCUGUGCACGGGACCUGCCUCCUGGUGGCAGAUGGAGGAAACUGCAUUCCCUGAGUGGCUGGGAGGAUUGUUCAUGUUAUUCGGCAUCGUCUGCAUUUUGUCCGAGAAGUACCCGAGUCCAUGUCUGGUGACUGUCAACGUGAUGUUGAACAUGCUGGGCACGGCCUUUGCCAUCACUGCCAUCGUACUCUACAGCCUCAACGUGGCAAACAUCAACUUGUGGCGCUGGUGUGACCCUGACCAGGACCAGUAUGACUGGGGGAGAAGACCCACCCCCAAGUCCACCAUGAGCCCCAGUGAUGAGCUAAUGAAGGAGCGAUGCUUGGAGGGGAAAUAUCUAUUUGUGAUGCUGGUGAGAGGCAUCCACGGGGUCCUGAUAGUGCUGGCUGUCCUGGAGCUCUGCCUGACCAUAAGCUGCUGUGUGUUGUCCAUCAAGGCUCUCAAGCGCAACAACCAGCCCAUGAAGAGCCAGGAUGCUGAGAAGUACAGCCCACUUCUGGAGGAAGACCCCCCUCAUGCCUGAGGACAUCUUCUUCCUUGUAGUCACUCAGCAACUUCCUGCCUGCCAGCUCCAGUUCUUCAUUUCCUAAAGUCCCUUUAAACAUAGCACCUUCACCAACUUCUAGCAACUUCCUGGCUGCCGGCUCCAGUUCUUCAUUUCCUAAAGUCCCUUUAAACAUAGCACCUUCACCAACUUCUAGCAACUUCCUGCAUGCCAGCUCCAGUUCUUCAUUUCCUAAAGUCCCUUUAAACAUAGCACCUUCACCAACUUCUAGCAACUUCCUGCCUGCCAGCUCCAGUUCUUCAUUUCCUAAAGUCCCUUUAAACAUAGCACCUUCACCAACUUCUAGCAACUUCCUGCCUGCCAGCCAGCUCCAGUUCUUCAUUUCCUAAAGUCACUGGCUGUCAUUGGCUGUUUGAAGUUUUUUUUUUUUAUGGGCUGCGGCCAAUCAAUCAAUCAAUCAAUCAAUCAAUCAAUCAAUCAAAAAAGGAAGCAUGAAAAGUGCAAGAAAAGAGGUGUGGUGUAAGGAGAAAGUGUUGCAAUAUUGACACUGAGGUUGCUGUGAAUGAUGUGUUCAAUGUUGCUGUGAAUGAUGUGUUCAAUGUUGCUGUGAAUGAUGUGUUCAAUGUUGCUGUGAAUGAUGUGUUCAAUGUUGCUGUGAAUGAUGUGUUCAAUGUUGCUGUGAAUGAUGUGUUCAAUGUUGCUGUGAAUGAUGUGUUCAAUGUUGCUGUGAAUGAUGUGUUCAAUGUUG
Molecule: messenger RNA, 1622 nt
Organism: Nerophis ophidion (straightnose pipefish)
Lineage: Eukaryota; Metazoa; Chordata; Actinopteri; Syngnathiformes; Syngnathidae
Exons: 7
Coding region: 143-892 (249 amino acids)
Cellular component (GO): membrane
Source: RefSeq, a predicted model, not a curated record